AUGACAGUAGUAGCGUGUAUUCAGUGGAUUCGUGAGGAGUUAGAAGAUGAUCUCGAGACACUACAUCCAUCACUUCCUGAGACUGAUUCCUUGUGUGAGUUUGUAACGGACGGUCGUGCAUUGUGUCUGUUAACCAAUAAAGUCUUACGUCAAGCAGAAGCUGAUGCAGAUGAUGCAGUAGGAGAUGAAUUACCCAAGAAAUUACAACGUUCAUUGAAACAAUUGAGUAAAUUCCAUGCAUUAGAACGGAUUCAGUUUUUCAUUAAAUGGUGUCGAGCACGUGCUCAAUUGGAAGAACAUCAAGUCUUUACGACUGUUCAAUUAUUGGAUGAAGUGAAUGAAACGGCCGUGUCCGAAACGAUUGUCGCAUUACGUAAGAAAACACGACCACAUCUCAAGUCCAUGCAUCUCUUGUCUCCGUUUCAGUUGGACAAGGAUAAGAACAAGACAUUGACGAUGCAAGCAACGACAUUAGUAUUAAACAAUAAUGGUACAACAACGAACAUUGGAAGUUCUGGUGCGAAUAAUGCCAAUCGACUGAGUUCAUUUCUCAACAAGUUUCCAUCUGCACCUGUCGUAACUACUACAAAUAUGCAAUCGAAACCACCGACGAGUCAUAAUCGCGUGUCUCUAACGUCCAGUGUCGCUAGUAGCAAUCCAUCUCCACGAGAAUUUGAAGAACCUGUGCCGAGUGAUGAAAUCAACACGAGUAACAGUAAAUCACGACUACGUAUUCCAUCGAUUUUCAAGGGUAGCAGCAACAAUAACAACAACAACAAUAACUCACUUGCAUCUGCCACGUCACGAAGUAGCGUCAUUAGCAACGCGUCAUCCACGGCAUCUAGCAACAAGGAAGAAUGUCGCGAAUGUCGCUCACGUUCGUGGUCCAGUAAGCUCUCGGCUUUUUCACGCAGUCAUUCGUCGUCAUCUAAUUUGUCAGCACCCAAGACGCCAUUGGCAGGUGACCUUGACAGUGGUGACACUCCGUCGUCGUCGCCACCGGCCUCGCCACGCAAUCGAGUGAGCAUCCCGUCUGCAUUCUCCACUCCGUGUUCGGCUGCCCCUACGUCCAUGUCGAAACUCUCGGCGUUCCUUAGCAGUGUGGACACGACAGCACCUGUCUCAAAUGCAUCUUCUCAGGAUAAGAAGUCAUUGGAGCUGGCUGUGGAGGCUACAACGCAAGAGGAUGCGGAGCCAGCGAUUGAAGACAAUGAAAUGGUCGAAGAGCCACCAGCACCCAUUGCAGAGGAGAUUUCUGCUGCGAAGGAGAGGACGAGCAUAGAUGUUGAGGCUGACAACAACACAAUGGAGAAGCCAGUUUCGAGCACGAAGCUGCUUGCUUUCUUGCAGGCUGUUGAGCCUAGUGGUGCGACAUUGCUAAAGAAAGAAAUGUCAAACGAAGAGGAGGAAGUGGAAGAAGCAGAAGAGCAUUAUGCUGCAGUGGAAGCCGAAGAAGCUACAUCUGCUAAAAAGGAGGACCCUGUUGGUGUUGAUGAAGAAACUGCUUUUGACGAGGAGGAAGUUGCGGAGACUGAGAGCGAAGCAUCCGAUCUAGAAGUAGAGCUUGCAGCUACAAUGGAAAAGUCGAUUGACGAUGAAACGGCCCCUGAAAUGCAUGACGAGGUGGCAACGGAUACUCAAGAGACUUUUGAAGUAGAAGUCGAGGAAGCAUUUGAGGAUGAAACGCCGGAGAGACACGAGGUAGAGGUUGUUGUUCCUGAUGCAGAAGUUGCGUCAGUGUCUCCUGUGAUCUUGCAAGAAAAUGAGCGUUUGUUGGCGGAGAAUGACACCCUGACGCAACAGUUGGAGACAGCCGAGAGUGCUGUCACGACAAAAGACAUUGAACUUAUUGCAGUGAAGCAAGAGCUUGAGCUUCUGAAGACUCAACUUGCGGAAGAGCAGCUGAGGGCACAGGACAAGAUUUUGGCAGCAGAAAAGAAGCAGGAAUUGCUCGCUGCAGAUGCUGCUGAGACGCGUGCGGAGCUUGCCAGGUUGCAGCAGACAAACAGCGUGUUGUCAUCUGCUGUGAAUGAAGCAAAGGCAGCGAAAGCCCAGGCGGAGGAAUUGGUUACUCAGCACAAAAGUCUGAUGGCUGAUUUGAUGAACCUGCGCGAAGAGGUGCAGACGCUGGAGCAGUCUGUUCAGUUAGCGCGUGACAGCGAGGAGGCAGCAAGAUACGCUGCACAGGUCGCGUUUGCGGCUCGUGACUCUGCGGACGAUGUAAACCAACAGUUGAAGAAUCAACUUUGCGAGCUCGAAAAGUAG
Messenger RNA from Peronospora belbahrii, 2265 nucleotides. Lineage: Eukaryota; Oomycota; Peronosporomycetes; Peronosporales; Peronosporaceae. The record is from the annotation of a GenBank genome assembly.